Ananas comosus (pineapple) is the source of this 508-nucleotide messenger RNA. RefSeq lists its product as uncharacterized. The record is from RefSeq and is a predicted model, not a curated record. Lineage: Eukaryota; Viridiplantae; Streptophyta; Magnoliopsida; Poales; Bromeliaceae. Bases 75 to 401 code for a protein of 108 amino acids. The transcript has a single exon.
CAAAUAUCCAAUCCACCAUCACCCCUCUCUCCCUCUCUCUCUCUCUCUCGCUUCCACCUCGACGCCCCUUGGCCAUGGAGAGGGCGCCGCAGCACCUCCUCCGCGUGGUGCUCAGCUGCCGCAGGAUCACGGCGGAGGUGACGGCGCCGGCGCCGCGCUCGGAGGCGAUCGUGGCCAUGGCGUCGUCGUCGGAGCCCGAGUUCGCGGCGGCGGAGCGCGCGCGCCUCGGGGAGAGGCUCGCCGCGCGCCUCCGCGAGCUCGGCGUCGCCCGCGUCCGCCUCGACCUCGACGAGGAGCUCGCCCGCCCCCCGCACCACCGCCGCCCCCUCUCCUCCCUCUUCCUCUCCGUCCAGCGCGCCGGCGUCCGCGUCGACGGCGCCGACGAGCUCCGAUGGCCUUGACCCGUAUAACGGACGGAUCCAAAUUUGGGGAUCUUUACUUGUGUGAGUGUUAGGGUUAGGGUUUGGCUUUGGAUUUCGCUUGAGGAGCGCAAAAGUGUCAUUUUUGC